AUGCAUAGAAUUGAAUUAAUUGUGCUGAUUUAUUAUCUUAUCAAUUAUGCUACCUCGAAUGAUGAGCUGAUAUAUGUGCAAGCAGUUUUUCGUCACGGCCAUCGAGCUCCACAUCAGUUACCAUAUCCAAAUGAUAUUUAUAACGAAACAUAUUGGCAUUACGGAUGGUCACAGUUAACUAAUCUUGGAAUACGCCAACUAUACGAUCUUGGAAAAUUUUUCAAAUGGAGAUAUGGUGAAUUCAUUCCAGAAUUCGAUGUGAAAAAAGUGCACGUUGUUUCAACAGAUACAGAUCGUACGAUUGCGAGUGGAGAAGCAAUGUUAUUUGGUUUUUUUCCUACAACAAAUGAAAGCACUUGGUUAGAAGGCGAAACUUGGCGACCAAUACCGAUUUAUACUGCGCCUCAAGGAGCUCCAUCUUCUGUAAAAUUAAUGAAAGCCAAAUUUUUUCAAUAUUUUUUGAUCUUUUUUAUAUUUUUUAUGUAUUUUAAUAUAUUUUUUUAUAUUCGCAAAUAUACGACGGUAAUUUUCUUUAGAAUAAUUCACGCUUUUUACAUAUUAAUUUAUUUUUUAUUAAUUUUUCAAAUUCAUAACUUAAUGAAUAAACAUUUCGGAUUUAAAAGUGGGAAAAUGAUGAUUUUCCAGAUUCUUCAUAACUUGACGCAACCCGAAUGGAUCUAUCAAAAAUGGGCUUCGCAUGACAAUUUGACAACCUUGCAAAUAAUAGAGGAAAUGCUAAAAACACAACUAUCCACUGAAUUCAAUUCAGAAAUAAAAAUAAAACUAAAUGGUGGACUUAUGCUUGCAGACUGGUUGCAAAGAGCACUAAGAGUUUCAAACGGUACCAAUUACAAACCAGAAAAAAUGAUGAUUUAUUCAGCGCAUCAUAGGACAGUUUUGGCGCUCCAAUAUGCCUUUGGUGUUAAUGACAGUGGCAUGGUAACCUAUGGCGCUUGUUUCAUUAUGGAAGUUUAUCGUUCAAUCGAUGGUAUACGGAUUAAAGUAAUUUUUUUCAUUCUGUGA
Dracunculus medinensis (Guinea worm) is the source of this 1023-nucleotide messenger RNA. The record is from the annotation of a GenBank genome assembly. Lineage: Eukaryota; Metazoa; Nematoda; Chromadorea; Rhabditida; Dracunculidae.